Gryllus bimaculatus (two-spotted cricket) is the source of this 977-nucleotide messenger RNA. Lineage: Eukaryota; Metazoa; Arthropoda; Insecta; Orthoptera; Gryllidae. The record is from the annotation of a GenBank genome assembly.
AGAGACGAUAAUGGACGUUUCCUGGCUGAGUAGAGGAACUUUUCUUCUCUCUCCACGAAAAUAAGUAGCGUAGGUUCAAACCAUAAACGUGUGAGUACUCUGUGCACUGCACAGUGUGUAGAUGUGGUGUAGAUUCUGUGCGUUCAACACAUGAUGUAAAGGAAUGUAAAAUAAUUUACAUCAUGCUUUAACAUUGAGUGUUAUCUGUAGCACUCGUAUUCAACUCUUAUUAAUCGUAAUAAUCUAGUAUUUCUAAUAAAGUGUUGUUACUCGUAAUAAUUAAGUAUUACAAUACAAGAUAGUGUGGGUGCACUGUGGAAAUGGUGUUGACGAUGUAUUUGUCGUCAAGAUUGGUUUUACCUCUGAAAGGGACACGAGCUAUCAGUACUUCAGUUGUAAACAAUGGUAAAAGAAAUUUUAGGAAAUUUUUGCUUCACAACAAGAGGGGUUCGCGGAGUUUCAAAGAAGAAAGAAAAAAGUUGAAGGGAAACGAACCCACCGAUGUCCCAGUUUACCAUUAUGGGGUCAGGCCCACUGGUUAUCAUGAUGCCAAAGGAAACUUUAUAGCUGUUCCCGAAAUGAUUCCAGAACUAAUGGUACCCGAUCUGACAGAUUUUAAAUUAAAACCAUAUGUAUCAUACAGAGUACCUGAUGUAGUUCAGUCGGAAUUUACUGCCCAAGAUCUCUUUGAUGCAGUUUACAGCAGAAAGAUUGUGGAAGAUUUUAAGAACAAUAAGCUUGAUUCAAAUGGAAAUCCAACAGAGCCUAGUGAAGAAGAAGCGUUGACACCUGAACAAGCUAAAGAACGUGCUCGACAAACUGGAAGUGACAUUUUUGAGUAUUAGAAAUAAAUUCAUUAGUUGAGGUUUAUAAUUUGUAGUGCAACUGACUGUUAAAUAUUUGUGAAAAUAUUUAUAGCACAUCUUUUUGUGAAUUAAAAUAAAUGUGUGAAUUGUUUUGGAAAAUAGUGAAAACAA